UAAACAAAUCGUGCUUGAAGACAGAUUCGAAAUCGCACUGACGCUUCAGAAAAAUCAUAAACCGAAAAAAAUAAUAAUAAAAUAAACUAAUAAAAAACGAAUCAUGUUGAGAACCUAUAAAAAUUUAGUGUUAUUUUUAUGUUUCAGCGGUUAUUGGAUGUGGAUAGCCACACAAGGCAUGGAAACAUUGGAUUCGCCGGCAGUACAUCAAUUAAUAACUGAAUUACCCGAUUCGAUUCCCACCUGUCCCGAAGACAGUAGCGUCGAUAAGUGUAUUACCGAUGCCUUUAAUUACAUGACACGUAGCAGUGUUAAGGGCGUUCCCGAACUGAAUAUACCACCCAUCGAUCCGGUGCGCAUCAAUAAAUUAAAUAUACAAUUCUCAAAUAAUUUGAUACGAGGCAAGGCGGCGAUACGCAACAUAACAGCGACCGGCAUCUCCAAGGGUGUCUUCGAGAGAGUCCACUAUGAGCGCAAGGGAAAAGACAUUAAGUUGGAUGUGAAAUUCCAUUUGCCACUGCUGAAGGUGACGGGGAAAUACCGAGCUGAGGUUGUGAUCAAUAAUGCAAAGUUUUCCUCGAAGGGCCUGUUCGAUAUAUCGCUGAUUGAACUGAGAUCAAAUGCGGAACAUCUUGCCAAACUCUAUGAACGUGAUGGUCACACGUUUUUGGAAAUGACCAGUGUUGAUGUGGAACCCACACUGGGUGACAUGAAAAUCUAUGCCAGUGGUUUGGUGCCCGAACCGGCUUUGAAUGCCGCCCUCUUGGAAAUUGUCAACAGCCAGUGGCGUACGAUUUACAGGUCUGCUGUCCUCUCGACCAGACCCUCCUGGCUGCCAAUUGUUGUGAACUAUACCAAUAACUUUUUCUCGCAUUUACCCUUCGAUUUGUUAAUAACAAAUCGCAAGGAAUAGUUUAUUUGCAUUAGUUCUUAAGAUCAUGUUUAUUUUAAUGUUUACAUUUUUUUUUGUUAAUUUAGGCGAACCUAUAUUUAAGACGUUAUUAUAAUCAUUUAGAUAUGUAGGAUAUUUUUGGGAAAGAAAUAUUUGAUUAUCAUAAAAAGGGUAUUA
Molecule: messenger RNA, 1069 nt
Organism: Musca domestica (house fly)
Lineage: Eukaryota; Metazoa; Arthropoda; Insecta; Diptera; Muscidae
Product: Hemolymph juvenile hormone binding protein (JHBP)
Exons: 4
Coding region: 104-913 (269 amino acids)
Source: RefSeq, a predicted model, not a curated record